This is a messenger RNA of Coffea eugenioides, 1178 nucleotides long. Its product is annotated as NAC domain-containing protein 22-like. The transcript has 3 exons. Bases 133 to 972 code for a protein of 279 amino acids. The record is from RefSeq and is a predicted model, not a curated record. Gene Ontology annotation, molecular function: DNA binding. Lineage: Eukaryota; Viridiplantae; Streptophyta; Magnoliopsida; Gentianales; Rubiaceae. Gene Ontology annotation, biological process: regulation of DNA-templated transcription.
UCAUUAAUUGAUUAGGGAAAAGAAGUUAAAUUUCUUUUGAUAUAUAGUCUUGGAGUAAGGUCGGCAGAGUUUUUGAGUCCAGACUUGAGGAAAACAUUAUAGGCAAAUAACAUCUUCCUGCUGAUUAAGGGAAUGGACGAUAAUUCACUGGGGGAGCUAACUCUUCCCGGGUUCCGUUUCCAUCCUACCGAAGAAGAACUUGUCAGCUGCUACCUUAAAAGAAUUGCAUCCGGCAAGAAAUUACGUUCUGAUAUCAUUGGCUUCCUCAACAUUUACCAUCAUGAUCCUUGGGAGCUACCGGGAAUGGCUAAGAUGGGGGAGAGAGAAUGGUAUUUUUUUGUGCAUAGGGAUAGAAGGCAUGGUCAUGGGGGCAGGCCCAAUAGAACUACUAAAGAUGGGUUCUGGAAGGCAACUGGGUCGGACCGUCAAAUUAGAAGCACAUCUGAGCCCAAGAAAGUUUUGGGUCUGAAGAAGAUUCUAGUUUUCUACAAAGGCCGUGCACCACGAGGGUCCAGAACUGAUUGGGUCAUGAACGAGUUCAGACUUCCUGAACAUCCUUUACCUAAGGAGGAUGUGGUACUUUGCAAGAUUUACAGAAAGGCAACGUCAUUGAAGAUCCUGGAACAUAAAGCUGCAAUGGAAGACAUUAUAUCAAAAACACUUGAACCAAGUUUAUCAUCUACUCAACCUCAAGAGGGAAUCCCAAAGGAAAACUUGGCAAAAUCAUUAGCACAAAACCAAAGCAUGACCAAUCUUCCCUUGACAAAACAAGAAGAUGAUGACCUCUUUGUUCUUAAUUCACCUGUUAAAUUUGGUUGUCUAAAAUACAGUAAUGACUCGAAGGAGUUACGAGCACUGGAUGUGCCCAAGCUUAGCAUGGAUGAGACUGCAGAUGCGUUUUGGACUCCAAUGAGAAGUCCGUGGCUUGAAAAUUGCAGCCUGGAUGCUUUUGCCAGCCUCCUUAACUGCUAACUCCAGUGCUGAAAAUCCAAGUUAAUGUCCGCGGAAGACUGUGAUUUUCAAGUGAAGGGUAAUUAAUUGAAAUAUUAGACUCGAGGUCAGAUCAAGCACGACAUUUUCUUAUAGUUGGGAGUAUUUUUAAUCACAUGUGCUUGUACAAAAUUGAUAGGUAUCAAGAAGUCUGUACAAUAAUAAAUACUUAUUCGAAAAAAAAUAUA